AUGUUUUCACUCCAUUUUCAUUACGAAGAUGUAUCACGUCAAGAUCCGUUGCUCAAACCGAAUCACGCCAACGUUAUGGAAGUUCCUGGAUCGUGUGAAAUAAGAGUAGUACCAAAGGCACCCUAUAAUUUCAUAAUUCAAAAUGGAAAAUUGGCUAUGGAGAUUCCGCGCGGUCAGAAAAAAAUACAGACACAAAGGGGUUCGACAGGAAAGUCGUUUCGAUCCAAUCUAUUCUUGGGGUCAAAUAAAGACAAAGGAUAUGUCAGUGACCUGGCACGCCAAAGCACUCUCCGAGGGCAUGGAAUGUCUAAUUUUUCGGUCAGAAUCGCGAUAGUAAUGUCUCUGUUAGAUUCUCCGGUCGAAAUACGGGAAAACUCCAUUCAAUUCUCGAUGGAAACGGAGUUUUGCGAAUUCUCCCCAGAACUGGAAGAUCAUUUCGAGGUCUUCGAACAUAUUCGAGGGUUCAAUGUGACUAUUGUCACUUCGGCCAACACACAAGAUGAGACUUUACCACCGUGGAGCGGCUUUUUGCAGGGGGAAGGACUCAGCUCUUUGAAAGCUUUCACCUCGACUAGAAGAUAG
Messenger RNA from Gossypium arboreum, 582 nucleotides. The record is from the annotation of a RefSeq genome assembly. Lineage: Eukaryota; Viridiplantae; Streptophyta; Magnoliopsida; Malvales; Malvaceae.